AUCUCAGCUCAUCUGCACCCACCAAAAUCAACAAUCCAUCCAUUUUCAUCAACUACUUAAUUAAGGCGAUCGAUUCCGGCCAUAUAUAAUUAAGCAGAUCGAACUACAACUUAUGUCGACGACCACCACCACCACAUCUAGGAGGUUGGAGGGUAAGGUAGCACUUAUUACCGGUGCGGCCAGCGGCAUUGGCGAGGAGGCGGUGAGAGUAUUUGCAGAGCAGGGUGCAUUUGUGGUGGCCGCGGAUGUGCAAGAUGAGUUGGGACAUCGACUCGUCCAAUCCAUUAAUAAUAACAAAACUCAGGCUUCGGUUUGUUAUCAUCACUGCGACGUGAGAGACGAGAAGCAGGUGGAAGACACGGUGAGUUACGCGGUGAGUAGGUACGGAAGACUGGACAUAUUGUUCAGCAACGCCGCCAUAAUGGGGCCCAUGGCCGGCAUCAUGGAGCUCGACCUCCAAGCUUUGGACGACACCUUAGCCACCAACGUGCGUGGCGUGGCGGCGACUAUAAAGCACGCGGCUCGGGCGAUGGUGGCUGGGAGAACACGCGGGUCGGUGAUAUGCACCAGCAGCGUGGCGGGGUGCUUAGGAGGCUCCGGCCCUCACGCUUACACGGCCUCAAAACACGCCAUUGUGGGUUUAGUGCGUUCUGUUUGCAGCGAGCUGGGAGCUCACGGGAUAAGGGUUAACUCUAUUGCCCCUUUCGGUGUCGCCACUCCGCUUGCUUGUAAAGCUUAUGGGUUGGAGCCGAGUGAAGUGGAGGCGAACACCUCUGCCAUGGCUAACUUGAAGGGGAUUGUUCUCAAGCCUGCGCAUGUGGCUAAGGUUGCUUUGUUUCUUGCGUCCGAUGACUCUGCUUACAUUAGUGGACAAAACUUGGCGGUUGACGGCGGAUAUACGGUGGUUACCCACACCCCUGCCCACCUCAUCCCAUCCCAUCCGCCCAUUUACAUUGAUUAAUUAAUUACUUAAUUAGCUCCGUCGGUCCGUGUUUGAAUUACCUUACCUGUACUGUACUGUACUCCAUCUGAUCUGCAUGCAUUAAUUAUUUUGAAGUCAACGCACGCAGAAUGGAAUUGCUUAGCUUGCAUGUGCGUUUCCUUGUAAUCAGCAGCUAGCAUCUCAUCUCAUGCAUUUUAUAUAUAUAUAUAUAUUUUUUGAAUGCAAA
Molecule: messenger RNA, 1169 nt
Organism: Ipomoea triloba (trilobed morning glory)
Lineage: Eukaryota; Viridiplantae; Streptophyta; Magnoliopsida; Solanales; Convolvulaceae
Product: short-chain dehydrogenase reductase 3b-like
Exons: 2
Coding region: 113-961 (282 amino acids)
Source: RefSeq, a predicted model, not a curated record